Copidosoma floridanum is the source of this 813-nucleotide messenger RNA. RefSeq names its product DNA repair endonuclease XPF-like. Gene Ontology annotation, cellular component: nucleotide-excision repair factor 1 complex. Gene Ontology annotation, molecular function: single-stranded DNA endonuclease activity; damaged DNA binding; single-stranded DNA binding. Lineage: Eukaryota; Metazoa; Arthropoda; Insecta; Hymenoptera; Encyrtidae. The record is from RefSeq and is a predicted model, not a curated record. Gene Ontology annotation, biological process: nucleotide-excision repair involved in interstrand cross-link repair; double-strand break repair via homologous recombination; resolution of meiotic recombination intermediates.
AUGUCCUGUUUUAUCAUUUAUCAGUACCACUCGACUGGCUUUAUAAAAGCCUUUACUAAUUCAGCCUUAGCAUUUACUGUGGGUUUUGCAAAUGUGGAACAAGUAAUGAAAAAACUAUAUGUAAAAAAAUUGUAUCUAUGGCCUCGGUUUCAUAAAAUUGUUAAUACUAGCUUGUCAAAAGUUAAACCUGAAGUUUAUGAAUUACAUGUGGAACUAACUUCAAAAAUGAUCAACAUACAAACAAGACUACUAGAUAUUAUGAAUGGUACACUUCAAGAGUUGAAGAGACUUAAUAAAUAUCUCGAUUUGGAAGAAUUGACUGUGGAGAAUGCUGUUGGAAAAAAAUUUCUUAAACAACUACAGCAACAAUUGGAUCCUAUUUGGAACCAACUCUGCCCUAAGAGCAAGACAUUAGUAUCAGACUUGAAAGAUCAACGAUAUCUUUUAACAUGUUUGAUGCAUCAACAUUCUGUAUCUUUUUAUGCCACACUUGCAAAAUUUAAAAUAAUGGAUUAUGUUAAGAAUUGUGGUGGCUGGAUUUUGCUCGACCUUUUUGAACAGCUGGAUAAGAGCGCCAAAGAAAGAGUCUACUCUGAGAAAGAUGUUAUGAAGCCAGAACUGGACCCCAAAUGGUCAGCUUUGACAGAAAUACUCUCAGAAAUUGGUUAUGAUAUUAAUAAAAGCAAGAGUAAGGCUCCAGAGAAAAUUCUUGUACUCACUCAAGAUACUAGAACUUGUGCUCAGUUAAAAAAUUGUUUAACCAUGGGAGCAAAAGAAUAUUUAUUAGUGCAAUAUUUAUAUUUAGUUUUUUAA